AACCAGUGCAGGAUGACUUCCCAAGUGUGCCAGAGUUACCACCAGGAAUGCGAAGCUAGCGUCAACCGGCAGAUCAACAUGGAGCUUUAUGCCUCCUAUGUCUACCUGUCCAUGUCUGCUUACUUUGAUCGGCAUGAUGUGGCGUUGAAGAACUUCGCCAAGUUUUUCCGGGAUCAGUCCCACGAGGGGCGGGAGCAUGUGCAGAAGCUGAUAAAAUUCCAGAACCAGUGUGGAGGACGCGUUAUUCUCCAGGACAUUUCGAAACCUGACCGAGACAAGUGGAGCAAUGGCCUCGAGGCUCUGCGGUGUGCCCUUCACCUGGAAAAGACCGUCAACCAGUCUCUCCUGGAGCUCCACAAACUUGCUGCCGACAAGAGUGACCCUCAUAUGUGCGACUUCUUGGAAACCCACUACUUGCAUGAGCAGGUCGAGGCCAUAAAGAAGCUUGGAGACAUGAUCACCAAUCUGUCUCGCAUGGGAGCACCCCACAACAUGGCGGGGUACCUGUUUGACAAGCAUACACUGGGCGAGAGCAGCUAA
Pristis pectinata (smalltooth sawfish) is the source of this 540-nucleotide messenger RNA. RefSeq names its product ferritin heavy chain-like. The record is from RefSeq and is a predicted model, not a curated record. Gene Ontology annotation, cellular component: cytoplasm. Lineage: Eukaryota; Metazoa; Chordata; Chondrichthyes; Rhinopristiformes; Pristidae. Gene Ontology annotation, biological process: intracellular iron ion homeostasis; iron ion transport. Gene Ontology annotation, molecular function: ferric iron binding; ferrous iron binding.